AUGAAAAUAAAUGAAAAACAUUUAUACUUCAGUAAAUCAGGUUCUGCUAAUUUUUCAUCAAAAAAGAGUACUUUCUUGCCAAAUGAGGUAAAUAGUUUUAUCAAUGAAAAAGAGUUUCAUAAAUCCCUUAAAAAAGAGAACGAAAAUAAACCAAAGAAUAGCACAAAGAAAAAUUCAGAAAAAAAUAUAUUAGAUAAAAAAAUUAAAGAUAAAAUUAUGAACUCGAAAAAUAAAGAUAAAGAAAAAAUUGCAAAUGAAAAAAGUAAUAAAAAAGAAAAAAAUACAAAAUCAAAAAAAAAGGAAAGGGGAAUAAACAAUAUUUCUAACAAUAGCAAUACUAACAAAGAGAAUUCUAGUAUAAAAGCUUUAUCCCCAAAUGUUAUUGAAAGUAAUAGAAACAAUCAUGAUUAUAAUUUAACAAAAAAAAAAACAAACUUAAAUAAAACUACCAAUACAAAAAAGAAUGUAUUAAAUAAAUCUAAAACAGCAGAAAGCAAGCUAAAAGCAAAAAAUAGCUCUAAUGAUGAUAUCAAAAAAACUCAUGAUAAAAGUAAAACAAAAACAGAUAAAAGUAUUCAAAACAUAGUAAAUCAUACAGAAAUAGGCUAUAGAACGACCCAAUUAAAACUAUCAGAUUAUUCAGACAAUGAUAGCAAUGUGGAAAAUCUUUCUGUGGAGUAUGAAAUAGAUAAAGAAGAAAAAAUAAAAAAUAUAAAAGAUAAAAUCUUGCAAAAAUAUAAUAAUUUGCUUGAAACAUAUAGUAAUAAUGUAAAAUCAUUAAUUAAUAGCAAUGUUAAUGGUAGUAUAAAAGUAGAAUUUACUAGAGAAACCAUAUAUAAUUUCUUGAACACAACAUAUAAAUAUUCAGAUUAUAAUUAUUCUGUUACUUGUGCAAUACUUCUUUUGUUAGAUAGAGUAAAUCAUCCUGAAGUAGAAUUAACAGAAAAAGAAAAAGAAGGUUUAGAAAAUACUUUAAGAGCAUAUAGUUAUCAUUCCAUAAUUUCAUAUAAAUAUACUUUUAAGUUUUAUCAUAAAAAGGAUACAAUAAUAGAACAAGAUGGAAAUUAUAAUCUACAAUUAAAAAGAAACAUAUGUAAAAAUACUAGACUGAAAAUAAAAACUCAAUUUCUUUUAAACUGUGAAGUCAUAAUAAACCUUAUAAAUUGUAUUUUGUAUACAAUAAAUGAAGAACAAAAUAGGAUUUAUUAUAUUUAUUUAAAUGGGAAUCAAUAUAAAAUAAUAUCAGAUAUAACUGAAACUGGUGUGAAAUAUAAAUAUGAACAAUUAGCUCAAGAAGCAUAUAAAAAAGCUUUAGACUUAGGAAAAAAAUACAUGCAGCCGACUGAUGUGAACUACUUACAUUUAGCAAGUAGUUACAUCUAUUUUUUAUAUUUUAUUUUAGGAUAUGAACAAAAAGCUUUAAAAUUGUGUAUAGAAAUAUUUGACAAAUCAUCCUGCUUAUUAGAUAAAAUAGAUCACGAAAAUGCAGAUAAAUGUUUACAAUUAUUAAGUAAAAUGAGAUAUAAUAUAAAACGAUGGUCAAAGAAACUAAAUAAAAGUAGUAUUUUAUUUUUAACUUUUUAA
This is a messenger RNA of Plasmodium relictum, 1584 nucleotides long. Its product is annotated as conserved Plasmodium protein, unknown function. The coding region runs from base 1 to 1584 and encodes 527 amino acids. The transcript has a single exon. The record is from RefSeq and is a predicted model, not a curated record. NCBI's taxonomy places the organism in Eukaryota, Apicomplexa, Aconoidasida, Haemosporida, Plasmodiidae.